This is a messenger RNA of Acanthosepion pharaonis, 2301 nucleotides long. NCBI's taxonomy places the organism in Eukaryota, Metazoa, Mollusca, Cephalopoda, Sepiida, Sepiidae. The record is from the annotation of a GenBank genome assembly.
AUGAGCGCCAUGUUGGCAUCCGGCCAACUCUCGUCGUUCGAGACUUCGAUCAUUCUUCCUUUCAUAUUGCAUUUUUUAUUCUUUUAUUAUGUAUUACGUUUUUUAUUCUUUCUUUCUUGUUGCGUUUUUUUUUUUUUUUCGUUUUUUAUUUUUUUUUUUUAUUUUUUUUUUUCUUAUGUUUUUAUUCAUAUUUAUUUUCUUUUUUUUUUUUUGAUUUUUUUCUUUCUUUUAUUUUUUUAUUCUUUCUUAUUACGUUUUUUAUUCUUUCUUUCUUAUUACAUAUUUUCUUCUUUUUCCUUCUUAUUGAGUUUUUUAUUCUUUCUUAUUGCAUUUUUUAUUCUUUCAUUAUAUAUUACGUUUUUUAUUCUUUCUUUCUUGUUGCUUUUUUUUUCUUUCUUGUUGAUUUUUUUUAUUCUUUCAUUUAUUACGUUUUUAUUCUUUCUUUCUUCUCCGUUUUUUUGCUUUUUCAUUCUUUUUUUAUUCUUUCUUUUUUUUAUUUUUUUCUUUCUUGUUGCGUUUUUAUUCUUUCUUUCUUGUUUUUUCAUUCUUUCUUAUUUUUUUUUAUUCUUUCUUUCUUGCUUUUUUUUUAUGCUUUUUUUUAUUCUUUCUUUCUUGUUGCGUUUUUUUAAUUUUUUUAUUCUUUCUUUCUUGUUGCGUUUUUUAUUCUUUCUUAUUACGUUUUUUAUUCUUUCUUUCUUGUUGCGUUUUUUAUUCUUUCUUAUUACGUUUUUUAUUCUUUCUUUCUUGUUGCGUUUUUUAUUCUUUCUUAUUGUCCGUUUUUUUUAUUUUUCUUUCUUGUCCCUUUUUUUUAUUCUUUCUUAUUACGUUUUUUAUUCUUUCUUUCUUAUAAAACAUUUUCUUCUUUUUUCCUUCUUAUUAAGUUUUUUAUUCUUUCUUAUUGCAUUUUUUAUUCUUCCAUUAUGUAUUACAUUUUUUGUUUUUUCUUUCUUAUUACGUUUUUCAUUUUUCUUAUUAAUUUUUUUAUUCUUUCUUAUUACGUUUUUUAUUCUUUCUUUCUUCUUAAUUUUCUUCUUAAUUUUUCUUAUUACGUUAUUGAUUCUUUCUUGCUUAUUACUUUUCGAUUCUAUCUUUCUGAUUAUACUAUUUUUUCUUAUUACAUUUUUUCUUCUUUUGUUGUUUUUAAUUCAUUCUUUCGUAUUACAUCUUUUAUUCAUUCUUUCUAUCGUAUUACUCUUUCGAUUCAUUCUUUCUUAUGACAUUUUUUAUCCUUUUUUUCUAUCUUUAUUUUACGUUUAUGAUUCAUAUUACAUUUUUCUUUCUCUUUCUAUUAUUACGUUUAUGAUUCAUAUUACAUUUUUCUUCUCUUUCUAUUAUUACGUUUAUGAUUCAUAUUACAUUUUUCUUUCUCUUUCUAUUAUUACGUUUAUGAUUCAUUUUUUCUUAUUACAUUUUUUCUUCUUUCUUUCUCAUUACAUAUUUUAUUCUUUCUUUUAUUUUUUAUUCUUUCUUAUUAAGUUUUUGAUUCUAUCUUUCUUAUACUUUUAUUCUUUCUGUUUUGUCUUGUUAAGUUUUUUAUUCUUUCUUUCUUAUAACGCUUUUGAUGCAUUGUUUUUUAUUACCCUUUUGUUAUUUCAUUGCUUUGUUGUUUUUGAUUCAUUCUUUCUUAUUAUAUCUUUUAUUCAGUUUUUUAUUCUUUCUUUCUUAUUACGGUCUUUAUUCUUUCUUUGUUAUUACCUUUUUCAUUUUGUCUUUCUUAUUCAUUGCUUAUUCUUUCUUUCACUGUUUAUUAUCCUUUGGAUCCUUUUGUUCUUUCUUAUUACGUUUCUUGAUUUUUUUCUUUCUUAUUACAUUUUAUUAUUUCUUUCUUUCUUUCUUUCUUACGUUUUUGAUUCAAUGCUUCUUAUAUUUUUUUUAUUCUUUCUUUCUUUUUACAUUUUUAAUCUUUCUUCCUUAUUACAUUUGUUAUUAUUUCUUAUUACAUUUGUUAUUAUUUUUUCUUUAUUUUUAUGUCUACGCUUCUUUCUUAUUAUGUACCUUUUUUCUUUCUUUCGUAUUCAGUUUUUUAUCUUUUGUUUCUUUUUUAUUACGUUUUGGAUUCUUUCUUUUUAUAACAUUUUUCUUUUUUCUUUCUAUCUUUUUUAUUCCAUUUCUUUUUAUGCAUUUGAUUCUUCUGUAUUUGAAUUUUCUUUCUUUCUUGUUAUAUAUUUGAUUCUUCGUUCUUUCUUUCUUUCUUUAUUUCAUUCUUAUGUAAUUUAUUCUUCAUUCAUUCUAUCUUCUUAUGCUUCUUCUUUCUUUCUUUAUAUGUAUUUAAUUUUUCGCUCUUUCUUGUUAUCCAUAUGA